UGGGCUGACUCAAGCUGCUCUGGAGUCCUGGAUUAGAGGGCUGAAGGUCGCCGCAUCACAGCAGCUAUUAGCAGGUGAGACACUUACUUUUUUAUGAUUCGAAAUGGUGCUGACAGAAGUUUACGUGUCGUUGAAAGUAUUUUAAAAGAAUGAAAAUGAACUCUUAAGUGGAAAAAUAUCACAUUUGACGCUAUAAUUAGAAAUGUUUUGAGGUUUAUAUAUGUGGAUAUGAUGAUAAUGAAGACAAAACAGCUUAUUUAAGAGUAUAUUUUAAUAAAAAUUAGUUUUAUAGAUAUUUAAAAUUUCGUUUUUUUAAUUUUCACUCUGCAGCUUUGAUUGAUUUUUACUGAAAUGUGCAGAAAAACAUUCAUAGAAAACACAGCAGGUUAUUUCAGAGCUUAUUAUUAAUAAUUUUACAAUAUUUUUUGAAUUUGAUUCAACCAGUAAAAGGAAGGAAAAUACAAGCAGGUGGAAGAACCAGUUUGAUAAACAUCAGAAUGACUGGAAUGGUUUAACUCUUGAACUUCAGCAGACGUUCAGCUGUUUGCUCUCCAUGGAGGAGUCCGAACCCCUGCUGGCCGCUGGACCAAAGCCCAGGUGGCUGAUCGGACGCGCUCCAUGGCGCUCCCCCUGUCUGGACUCCAAGGGGGUGGAGGAUUUCAGGCGCAGGCUCAAGUAUUACUUCAUGAAUCCUUGUCAGAAGUACAGAGCCAGAGGGCGAAAACCGUGGAAACUGAUGCUGCAAAUAUUGAAAAUCGCGAUCAUCACGGUCCAGCUGGUGUCUUUUGGUCUGAGCAAUGAGAUGAUGGUCACGUUCAAAGAGGAAAACCUCAUGACUUUCAGACAUCUGUUCCUCAAAGGCUACAGAGACAACUGGCAGGGAAGCCACGCGAUCUACUCCAGAGCGGAUGUGUUCGACCACAUCUACUACCUGAUCUCCAGGUACAGGAAUCUCCAGAACGUGACAGUAGGAAAUCUGGCGUAUGAGAGGGUUGGCGGCACGUUCACGCCUCUGACCAUCUGUAAAGUUCUGUACAGGAAGAGCAGCGUGGAUCCUGGGAAUGACACCUUUGACAUCGACCCUCAUAUUGAGAAAGACUGUAUUUCCAUAUAUUCUGUGCCGUCUGGAAACAACAAAACACUCACCAACUUCUCCUUAGAUUUCAAAAGGCUGCUAUCAGUGAACGUCUACCUGACUCUGAAGACCAUCAACCUGCAGACGGUGAGGCACCACGAGCUGCCGGACUGCUACGACUUCCACAUCACGAUAAUAUUUGAUAAUCGAGCACACAGCGGGAAAAUAAACGUUGAUGUGAAAAAUAAAGUCCGAAUCUAUGAAUGCAGAGACUGGAACGUGGAAGGAAACUCGGCAAAGAUCGAUUAUCUCCUGGUCCUGUUUGAUUCGGUGGUCAUCCUGGCCUGCUUCUCCUCCCUCAUCCUCUGCUGUCGCUCUGUCCUCAAGGGGAUCCAGCUGCAGUUCGAGUUUGGUACGUUCUACCGCACGUUCUACAACAAAGCGGUGUCGCUGUCGGACCGGCUGGAGUUCGUGAACGGCUGGUACAUCCUCAUCAUCGUCAGCGACGUUCUGACCAUGGCCGGCUCAGUGAUGAAGAUUGGAAUACAGACAAAGUUCCAGUCCAACUACGACGUUUGCAGCAUCUUGCUGGGAACGGCGACGAUGCUGUCUUGGGUCGGCGUCGUUCGUUACCUUGGCUUCUUCAAAAAAUACAAUAUCUUGAUCCUGACCCUGAGGGCUGCGUUUCCGAAUGUCAUUCGCUUCUGCUGCUGUGUGGCGAUGAUCUAUCUGGGAUACUGUUUCUGCGGCUGGAUCGUCCUCGGGCCGUACCACGACAAGUUCCGAACUCUGGGCAAAGUGACGGAGUGCCUCUUCUCUCUCAUUAACGGGGACGACAUGUACGCCACCUUUCUGAAAACUCGAGACAACUGCUACAUGGUUUGGCUCUUCAGCAGACUCUACCUCUACUCCUUCAUCUCCCUGUUCAUCUACAUGGUUCUCAGCUUGUUCAUCGCUCUCAUCACUGACACCUACGAAACCAUCAAACAUCACCAGAAGGAUCAGGAAUGUGUGUCGCAGCUUCACAGCUUCAUAGCGGAGUGCAGAGACCGGCCGGAGUCUGGAAAAUACCAAACCGACGUGGAGCCGUCCACCUGCUGUGUGUCUCCGUGUGGCUGCUUUGGAUGAUGAAGACGGAGGCGACAUGUUAUGGAUGCAAAAGCACUUCCGAACAUUUAGAUUUUCAACCAAACUUUUCACUUAGGCACUAAGUUUAUUCGCUUCACUUGUUUUUACCUUUGAAGUAACUCACUUCUUUACAAUACUUAAUGUAAAGUCAUCUUUUUUGCUGAAUCAUCAAGGAUUUUGGAGAUAAAAAUGUUAUUUAAAAGUUCUAACAGUUAAAUUUGACACAUGCUGUUGUGUAUUUUUUGUUUUGUGUGUUGUAAAUGUAACUUUCUCUGUUCCUGCAAUUUCUACUUUUGUACAUUUCUAUCAGCACUUAAUGUAAAGUCGGGGCCUCCAAGAAAAAAGGGUUCCUUUACAUCUUUUUCUAAUAAACGGAAUAUUUUGACACACUAAAAUGUAAACAAAUGAUAAACUGCACAUUGGUAGACUAUAUAUAUUAAUAAAUGCAUUCAACAUUAACAAUCUCACAUUAUUUCUCUGAAAAUAAAAAAAGUAAUUUAAAAUAAUUGAAAACACAUGUCAAUGCAUUUCACACUUUUAAAAAAACGCAGAAAAUAAAAUUGUGCUCUACUAAAAGCAGCCUGCAUCUAUUUACUGUGUCACUGAAUAAACUAAUUCACAAAUCCUUCAUGGAGCCAACAAUUCUCUGUCUCAUUGAUGCCCGAAUUGAGUAAUUUUAUUUUAUUUUUUAUUCUUUUUGUUUAGAUCUCUAUAUGAGGGAUGAAAGCAUCCGGUUUUCAACUUGUUUUCCUCAAAAUCGUCAACUUUACCCACCAUAGUGAUUGCGGCUAUCAUCUUUGUUUUUUUUUUUUGGAUUGUCAUAUUU
Messenger RNA from Oryzias melastigma (Indian medaka), 3029 nucleotides. It is a transcript of the gene mcoln3a, whose product is annotated as mucolipin 3a. The record is from RefSeq and is a predicted model, not a curated record. Bases 554 to 2203 code for a protein of 549 amino acids. Gene Ontology annotation, cellular component: lysosomal membrane; plasma membrane. The transcript has 12 exons. Gene Ontology annotation, molecular function: NAADP-sensitive calcium-release channel activity. NCBI's taxonomy places the organism in Eukaryota, Metazoa, Chordata, Actinopteri, Beloniformes, Adrianichthyidae.